AUGGCCAAAGUGGUAGCCAGCGACAAGUUGUCCGGUCUAUACAUCAGUACGUAUGGCGGCGGUGAACCUGUCGCCCUCCACCAGGAUCAACAGCAGCAGCAGCAGCAGCAUCAGCAGCAGCAGCAACAGCAGCAGCAUCAGCAACAUGAGAAAUUGCAGCAGAUCCGAAGUGGUGGUGUCAAUGCCGGUUACGACAAUUUGGAGGCGUGCAUCGCGUACGCCGACUCGGUGGCCAAGUGCGGCCGAGUGUGCGAAUCCCUGGAUCUGUACGCCCAGUGUUUCCGGAUGGGCCCGCUGCCCGUCGACUGCCUGUGGCACGUGACCUCGGCUUUCCUCGACCUGAUCCGACAGCAGUUCGACGACUCCCAGACAGUCACAAAGCCCUCGUCGCCGCCCGCACAGUCGCAACAACAACAAAUACAGCAGCAACACAACAACCAACAGCACCACCACCACCACAACACCCGCCACGAUCAUCAGCAGCAACAGUCGUGCCCGUUCGUUUGUUGCGUCUGCAACCUGGUGCUGAGGGAACCGGUCACGUUGCUGUGCGGUCACACGUGCUGCCGCAGGUGCGGGGGUGGCACCGCCUGCAAACCGUUAGUGUGCCACAAAUGCGGCAUACGCACGCCAUUCCAGCCACACGUAGACGUGCUAGUCAAGUCGUUGGUCGAGAAACUGUGGCCGGUGCAGUUGCGGGCCUCCGAGCUGCUGGACGAGGGCAAGGCCUUGUACAGACAGGGCAAGAUUCACUCGGCCCUCAUAAAGUUCAACCAGGCAUAUUACACCGGAGGUGAAAAUUAUGAUUUGUUGAACGUCAGGUCAAGAACGCUGCUUAAACUCGGACUCAAUGAAAACGCUCUUUCGGACGCUGUCCGUGUUGUCCAAAUAAAACCCAAGUGGUCCAAAGGACAUUUCACCCGGGGCAUGGCGUUGUUUUCUCUGGAGAGAUAUCAAGAGGCGUUAUUAGAGUUUUCGUUGAGCGCAGUGCUCGGCGAAAACCAGCAAAAACUCCAGUCUCAAAUUAACGAGGUGUUACAGAGGUUACUGACCAUGUAUUCCAAUGAAACUGAGGAUUUAGAUCUAGAGGGUUGGAAUCCGAUAUCUCACAGUUACCUAAGAUCGUACUUGAACACGUUUAUCAACAGAUCCAACGUAUUCGACAACAGUUCAAACUCUUUAAAAGUGAAAUCUGUUGUAAACGAAAGCACAUUUAUGAAAAAACAACUCUGUGAAAUCAGCACAAUAACUGAGUUGGUCCAACAUAUUUUUGUUGAAAUAAUGCAGACUAAACAUUACACUUCAAGCGUCCUAAUCAAUAACACGCUAGACGUGGACAAGUCGUUGUUGGACGAGACUGACUUCAAUUGCGUUCUGUGUUGCGGAAUGUUGAGGAACCCUGUGACGACACCGUGUGGGCACACGUACUGCUUAGACUGUCUAGAGCACAAUUUCGAUUACAGUUUCCACUGUCCGCUGUGUCUGACGUCACUGCCGCCCAGCUUGGCGCUGAGCAACAAGAACACCUCGGAAUUCGUCAACGAGUUGAUCGGCUGCAAGUACACCAAAAAUAGUCCCAUGCAGACGGUAAACUGGAAACCGGAAGCGGAACACGACAGCACGUACUUGCCGGUGUUCGUGUGCACGAACGCUUUCCCGUCCGUGUCAUGUCCCCUGCACGUGUUCGAACCGAGGUAUAGGCUGAUGAUCAGGAGGUGCAUAGAAUCGGGUACGAGGAGAUUCGCCAUGAUCAGCAACUGCUGUCCUCCCAUGAAGUUCGCCGAGUUUGGGACAGUGCUAGAAAUCAAAGAUCGGAUCAUGAUGGGCAACGGUUGCUCUAUUCUGUCAACAAUCGGAAUGCGGCGAUUCAAAGUGUUAGUCCGAAAAGAACACGAUGGCUAUGACAUGGCCACCGUGCAAUACAUACAGGACGAAAAAGUUCCUCCGAAAAAAUUAGUAGAAUUAUAUAAACUUCACGACGACGUUCGGCAACGAGGAUUAGCGUGGUUCGACGGUUUUCGGUCAGAAAUAAAAUCGGAAAUCCUGAGGACGGUUGGCUUUCCGCCGAGCACCGAACCAAAUUGGGAAGAACUCUCCGACGGUCCAGCUUGGACGUGGUGGUUGUUGUCGCUAUUGCCACUGGGCCAAAACGCUCAUGUGGACCUCUUGGCCAACACUAGCAUCGAAGUCCGGUUAAAAGUGAUCAACAAAAUUCUCAGCCGCAUCGAACGGAGCUCGUUGUCCCUGAGAAUAACGUCGUCACCAAUGCAGUAUAAUAAUUAA
Molecule: messenger RNA, 2283 nt
Organism: Macrosiphum euphorbiae (potato aphid)
Lineage: Eukaryota; Metazoa; Arthropoda; Insecta; Hemiptera; Aphididae
Source: the annotation of a GenBank genome assembly